GACUCGGCACAUCACCAGUGUACAUUGUAGCAUGCAGCAUGUUUUUCUCUAAAGCUUAGAUUGUUUUAAAGAUAUUAUUAUACACUUUAUGUUAAUGUAUUAAAAUAUGACUUCACAGAAAGUGGACGUUGGAUUCCUUGAAGAGAAACAUAGUUGGCAAUUGCACCCUAGGUUUUUUCCAAGUAAAGUUGGAGGAAAACCAUCAUGGUUAAAUCUACAAGAUUUGCCAAACUCUUCUCAAUUAAGUUGUAAAAAAUGCAGUGGGCCUUUAAUAUUUCUGUGCCAAGUUUACGCACCUUAUGAAGAUCGCGAUGAUGCGUUCCAUCGUACAAUAUACUUAUUUAUAUGUAGAAAUGGGUCUUGCUGCCAGUCUAAUUCUAAUGAAAAUUUUGUGGUACUUCGAUGUCAACUAGCUAGAAGAAAUGACUUUUAUUCAUAUGAACCUUAUGUUGAAAAUGAAGAUGAGAUAUUUGAAAUGAGUAAGUGGCCAAAAUUGUGUGAUAUUUGUGGUUGCAGAGCACCUUCUCAUUGCUCUAAGUGUAAGAAAACAUAUUAUUGUAGUAAAAAACAUCAAAUUUUUGAUUGGCACAAGGGCCAUAAGGAAAAUUGUUCAGAUAUCCAGACCUCAACAACAUAUAAACCUAGCAGUUUUAUUGUAACUGAGGCAGGAAAAUCUAUCCUAUUUAAAGAAUGGGAGUUAAUAGUUGAUGAAGAGGAUCAGGAAGAGAAUUCCACAGUGGAUACUGCUAAAGAAAUGGAGAAUUUUAGAAAAAUGAUUCAGGAUAAAAGAGAUGGUAGUUUAAAUAAUAUCAGUGAAGAAGAACUUGAGCAAUACGCAAAAAACAUACCUGAAGAUAAGGUGUUCAAUAAAUUUAACAAAAGAAUAGCUAGACACCCUGAUCAAGUACUUAGGUAUGAUAGAGGUGGCAAACCACUUUGGAUAACAUCAAAUCCUAUUAUAAAUGAUGCUGAUAUACCAAAUUGCCAGUAUUGUGGUGGGACAAGACAAUUUGAAUUUCAAGUUAUGCCACAGUUACUAAACUUCAUCAAUGUUGGUAUAGAUUUCAAUAGUAUUGACUGGGGUAUACUUGCUAUAUUUACCUGCAAAGCAAGCUGCAAUACUGGCAUAGCCUACAAAGAAGAACAUUUAAUAAAACAAGAUUUAUCUAUGUAAUAUAUUAUUUGUACAUAAACAAAACUAUUGUUAAAGUU
Messenger RNA from Diatraea saccharalis (sugarcane borer), 1212 nucleotides. The record is from the annotation of a GenBank genome assembly. NCBI's taxonomy places the organism in Eukaryota, Metazoa, Arthropoda, Insecta, Lepidoptera, Crambidae.